This is a messenger RNA of Monopterus albus (swamp eel), 2299 nucleotides long. Its product is annotated as zinc finger protein 883-like. The record is from RefSeq and is a predicted model, not a curated record. NCBI's taxonomy places the organism in Eukaryota, Metazoa, Chordata, Actinopteri, Synbranchiformes, Synbranchidae. Bases 604 to 2154 code for a protein of 516 amino acids. Gene Ontology annotation, molecular function: DNA-binding transcription factor activity, RNA polymerase II-specific; RNA polymerase II cis-regulatory region sequence-specific DNA binding. Gene Ontology annotation, biological process: regulation of DNA-templated transcription. The transcript is spliced from 4 exons.
CAUAGACACAUCUACAUUUCAGGAACUGGUAUAGACAGAUGUAAUAAUCAAUAUUUAACUGUUAUUUAUUAUCACAGUAACAGCAUUACAAAAAUUGGUAGCUGUAAACACUAAUGAAAACAUCAGAAAAGUACAUAUGUCGGUUUGGUUCCUACCUUUGUGCUAAAUAUAUAAGGAGUAGUUAACAUUUAUAAUCAUCAGACAACGUGGCACAUGUUGGUUUUGGUUCCUAAACAUAUUUAUGCGUGUGUGAAUUGGUAAAUGUCAGGAAAUCAUUUAGAAUACGACGUAGAAAUGUGUUUUAAAUGUGUUUUAUAAAGGUCAGUCCAUUCACUUGUAUUGUAUCACGGGGCAGAACUCCACUUCCAACAUGGCGCCUACGUUGACGUGUCGUAGCAGCGGGCCAACCAGCUCAACGCGUCGUCUACGUAUUUUAUAUGUCUAUAAGCGCUACAGUCGUUAGCAGGCGCCAUGUUGGAAUGAGCUGUUAGCGGUUUGAUUUCUUCACGUUUCUUCGCGCUGAGCUCCAGUUCACUGGUGGACGGACACUGAUCUGACGAGGACCGGAGGACGCCGGGGAUCUGGUCCCACUGAGGAAGAAGCAUGGCCUCCCCACGAAAGAAAAAGAGAGGCUCCAAAAAGGCCGACAGACUUCACCACUGUCAGCGCUGUGAGAAAGCAUUUUCCACAUCGUAUGGUUUAAAGAUUCACCAGAGAGUUCACACUGGAGAGAAACCCUACAGCUGUGACCAGUGUGGCAAAGCAUUCGCCCAGUUAUCACAGAUAAAGAUUCAUCAGAACGUUCACACCGGAGAGAAGCCCUACAGCUGUGAGCAUUGUGGGAAGGCAUUUUCAACAUCAAGUAUCUAUAACACCCACCAGCGCACCCACACCGGAGAGAAACCGUUCAGCUGUGACCGGUGUGACAGGGUCUUCUCCCAGUCAUCACAACUAAAGGUUCAUCAGAGAGUUCACACAGGAGAAAGGCCCUACUGCUGCCAGGAGUGUGGCCAUACGUUCGCAACAUCAGGAGCAGCGGUCUCUCACCAUCGCAGAUUCCACACUGGAGAGAAAUGUUACCGCUGUCAGGAGUGCGACAGAGCGUUCUCCACAUCAGGAGAGCUGAAGAUCCACUGCAGAGUCCACACAGGAGAGAAACCCUACAGGUGUGAUCAGUGUGGGAAGACAUUUUCAAGAUCAGGAAACUACAGAACCCACCAGCGCCGCCACAAUGUAGUGAAACCAUUCAGCUGUGACCAGUGUGGCAAAGCUUUCUUUGUUUCCCGUGACCUCAGGGAACACCUUGGCACCCACGCCGGAGAGAAAUCAUAUCACUGUGAUCAGUGUGGGAAGUUCUUCACUCGGUCAGAAGGUCUAAAAAUCCACCAACGUAUCCACACUGGAGAGAAGCCGUACCAGUGCAGACACUGCGAGAAAGCUUUCAUUUCUGCAACUGACCGCAGGGUACACGAGCGGAUCCACACUGGGUUGAAACCGUACAGCUGUGAGGCGUGUGGUAAGAGUUUCACCCAGCUAGCGGCUUACAAGGUUCAUAGAAACACCCACACUAAGGAAAAGGUCUUCCCUUGUGAGCAGUGUGGGAAGGUCCUUAGUAACACAGCGUCAUUUCUACGUCAUGAAAGGAUCCACACCGGAGAGAAGCCGUACAAGUGCAAACACUGUGAGAAAACGUUUGCAACAGCAGCAGAAUGCACAAGACACCAGUAUGUCCACACUGAGGAGAAGCCGUACAGCUGUAAGCAGUGUGGGAAGAGUUUCAGGAGUUCAUCGUCACGUUACAGACACGACCUCGCCCACAAGGGACUGAAACCCCACCAGUGUCAAUACUGUGGCAAGCGCUUCUACUUAUCGUCCAGACUCUCGGAGCAUCAGCUGAUCCACACUGGAAACAAACCCUACUACUGUGUCAAGUGCAAGAAAAGCUUCCUCUUCAUGUCUCGGCUGAAGAAGCACAAGUGUCUAAAUGAGAGACAGGAAGCAAAACCUGGACCCUUGUGUUUGUCCAGUCAGGAUGUCGGAGCACCGUCGCUGUAUGAGAGGGAGCGACUGAUGAGAGACUUCUGCCUGAUGGGAGCUGCUGUUGAGGUGUCGUCUCGGGUUCUGACAGGUGGAGCCACAGGAUCCCUGGCUUGAUUCUGCUCUGCCAUGUAGCAGGUCUGGUAUUGAUCUGGCUCAGCCGUCCUGUACACACAGUCCUGAAAUGUACGAUUUCUGUUUAGUCUGUUUUUUGCAGGUUAAUCAAUGAAAAAACCCAAAGCAAAUAUUUUAGAACACUUUC